Messenger RNA from Perkinsus marinus ATCC 50983, 1098 nucleotides. RefSeq names its product axoneme-associated protein mst101, putative. Gene Ontology annotation, biological process: centrosome cycle; interkinetic nuclear migration; positive regulation of centriole elongation. NCBI's taxonomy places the organism in Eukaryota, Perkinsozoa, Perkinsida, Perkinsidae. Bases 1 to 1098 code for a protein of 365 amino acids. The record is from RefSeq and is a predicted model, not a curated record. The transcript is spliced from 7 exons. Gene Ontology annotation, cellular component: centrosome; centriole.
AUGCUGCAGGGAGUGGUCCUGAAUAUCGAGAUAUGUCACAAGGACAAGUUCAGGAGUGACGAGGUCAUCGCCACAACGAGCGUCCAUCUUGAAGAGGUACUCGACGCGCCUCUGAGUGAUGACAGUGGUUGCCGAUGCCUCUCGAUGGAUCUGCCACUGGUCGCCAGUCCCAACAAUCAGUCGGUGACGGGCCCUACCAGGCAGUGCGGCAGGAUACAGGCGGUCAUCUACCUUGAAGACCUGGGUGGAGAGAAAGCUCCUCGUGUUCAACCCUAUGCUACUGCUAUGGACAAUAUUACUGACCUUUCGAUGAUCGAACCCUUCGAGACUAGUCGGCACCAGCAGCAGCAGCAUCACUCGACGCUCUCUACUGAUUCAACGGGGAAUCUCCGACCGGAAUAUAUCUGUGCUGUUGAAUUAGAAACUUGGAAGAAAAAUGAGGAAGCAAAGUUCCGAGUGUGGCUCAAGGAUCAGGAGGCGGCUCGCAUGAAAACUCUAAAUGCGGAAUAUACAGCGAAAGAGGCGACCCGGCAACGCGAAUUUGCCGAUAAGAUGAAGUCUUUGGCUACGUUGGAGGCAAAAUUAAAGAAGAAGGCUACCGAGUUGGAGCAGCGGGAGACUGAUGCCGCAAAUCUCGGGUGCCAUCAGGUCCGCAUUCUGGCGGCUGAAGAAGGUGUUGCGAAAGAGAAGGAGGGGGUGGCCACGACAUUACGACGUCGUGAUGAGGAACAUGCAUUUGCACAGAAACGGCUGGUGACGGAUCACGAGCACGCGUUGCGGCUGCAAGCGGAGAAGACGAAGAUUGCGAGUAAGCGGGCGUUCGAGGCAGAAGAGCGUGUCAAGGAGCUCCAGUUGAAGGUUAAAGAGGCAGAAGAGAGUGCCAACAAGGCACAUGCCACCUUGCAGUCAUCUAACAUGGUGCAACUCCAAGCUGAUGUGAAAGUCCUGAAGCAUCAGUUGGAGCAAGCUGCGCAUCGCGAGCUUCUCCUGGCCAAGUCACGCGACCACUUCAGAGCAGCAGUGCGGCAACUCUGCAAGCAGCUAGACAAACAGAAUAUUGAGGUUAGUCUGCUGGUCUCGAAUCAAUGUAGACAAUGA